This is a messenger RNA of Candidula unifasciata, 1608 nucleotides long. The record is from the annotation of a GenBank genome assembly. NCBI's taxonomy places the organism in Eukaryota, Metazoa, Mollusca, Gastropoda, Stylommatophora, Geomitridae.
AUGUCAAGCACUCCAAGCCAGAUCGUAAACAGGUUAAGAUCAUACAAAAAUAACUCACGAGACUCGCAAGAACUGAGAAAACGGCGAGAAGAAGAAGGCGUUCAAAUCAGAAAGCUGAAACGUGAUGAACAGGUUUUCAAGCGAAGAAACGUUGCAGAGCCAGAAGUAAAUCAAACGGACUUGUUUGCAGAUGGUCAGCGACCCAUCAAGCCGUCGAAAGUAACGAUUGAUCCUACGAUGAUAAAGGCACUGUACAGUGAAGCUGUGGAGGAGCAGGAAAUGGCAGCACAGAAAUUCAGAAAGCUCUUAUCUACAGGCGAGUCAUUGACUCCGGACCCGCCAAUAGAUGCAGUAGUUCAGGCUGGAAUAAUUCCACGACUUGUUGAAUUUUUGCAGACGGAUAGCAGGUGGUCUUUGCAGUUUGAAGCGGCUUGGGCACUGACGAACAUUGUAUCCGGUACAUCCCAGCAAACACAGACUGUGAUUCAUGCGGGGGCAGUGCCCAUAUUUAUACGUCUGCUUCACUCUACAGUUGAAGACAUACAAGAUCAGGCUGUAUGGGCUCUAGGAAACAUCGCCGGUGACAGCUCAGAAUACAGAGACUACCUGCUAGAAGCUGGCGUCCUCCCUCCAUUGUUGCGACUGUUGUGUCGAUGUGCAAGUUUAACUAUAACGAGAAAUGCAGUCUGGUGUUUGUCGAAUCUAUGCAGAGGCAAGAAUCCCCCGCCUGAUUUCACUAAGGUUAGACUGGCUCUGCCAGUUCUGUCGCGACUACUGUAUCACUCAGACAAGGAUGUGCUGGCAGACACAUGCUGGGCGCUGUCCUACCUGUCCGAUGGCUGCAAUGAAAACAUACAGGCUGUGAUCAACAGUGGCGUUUGUCGUAAGCUGGUGGAACUGCUCAUGCACAAACAACACGCUGUUGCCGCUGCUGCUCUGCGAGUCAUCGGAAAUAUUGUCACUGGCGAUGAUUAUCAAACUCAGGUGGUUAUCAACGCCUCUGCCCUGCCAUGUUUGCUGCAAUUGCUGGGCAGCUGUAAAGAAUCUAUCCGUAAGGAGGCGUGCUGGACUCUGUCAAACAUCACUGCUGGGAAUCCAUACCAAAUUCAGAAUGUAAUAGAUGCCAACAUAAUUCCCGCCUUGGUUAACGUUCUGGAAAAGUCUGAAUUUAACACCAGGAAGGAAGCGGCCUGGGCCAUAACUAAUGCAACAUCUGGAGGUCUCCCAGACCAGAUCAGAUACCUGGUGAACCAGAACUGUGUCCCUCACUUGUGUGACCUGCUGACUGUGAUGGACAGCAAGAUUGUGCAGGUAGCUCUAAAUGGUCUGGAAAACAUCCUCAAAGUAGGAGAGUCCGAUGUCAAGUCCGGCGGUGGGGACAACGUGUAUGCGUUUAUCAUCGAGGAAUGCGGUGGUCUGGAUAAAAUAGAAAUGUUGCAAAGCCAUGAAAACAAUGAGAUAUACAAGCAAGCAUAUGGCAUCAUCGAGCAUUACUUCGGUACCGAGGAUGAUCGAGACCAAAUUACGGCAGCCCAGAUUAGCCAGGUGCCCCAUCAAUACCAAUUUGGCAGUUUAAAUGGUGCUUCGUUUGAAAAUUUCAAAUUCUGA